Eptesicus fuscus (big brown bat) is the source of this 593-nucleotide messenger RNA. It is a transcript of the gene LCN10, whose product is annotated as lipocalin 10. The record is from RefSeq and is a predicted model, not a curated record. The transcript has 6 exons. Lineage: Eukaryota; Metazoa; Chordata; Mammalia; Chiroptera; Vespertilionidae. The coding region runs from base 1 to 558 and encodes 185 amino acids. Gene Ontology annotation, molecular function: small molecule binding.
AUGGGGCUGGGGCGGCUGCCGCCGGGGCUGGUCCUGGCGCUGGUGCUGGCUGCGGGGGCCCAGCCUCAGGAGCAGCGCCCCAGGGAGUCCCACAACCUCAACUGGAACAAGUUCUCAGGGUUCUGGUACAUUCUCGCCAUCGCCUCCGACGCCCGGGGGUUCCUGCCGGGCCGAGACGCGCGGAAGCUGGGGGCGGCGGCGGUGCAGGUGCACGGCGUGGGCCGGCUGCGGGUGGUCCUCGCCUUCCCCCGGUCUCAGGGGUGCCGGUCGCACACGGUCAUCCUGAGGAAGGACGGGAAGAAGGCCGUGUUCAGGAACCCCUUGAAGGGGGUGGCGGGCUUCCGCGUGCUGACCACCGACUACAGCUCCGGCGUGGUGGACCUGCGCCUGGGGCGGGCGGGCCGGGGCGCCAAGGCCCUUCUGCUCUUCAGCAGACAGAACGAGACCACCUUCCCGAGCUGGAGGAAGUUCGUGGACAUUUGUGAGAUCCGGGAGCUCACGAGGGGCGCGACCGUUCUCCCGAAAGACGCCUCCUGUGCGCACACCAUCCUGCCCUGAGCCAGCCGUCCGCUCUUUCCUUCGGCCGCCGUGUG